This is a messenger RNA of Hippoglossus stenolepis (Pacific halibut), 1353 nucleotides long. Its product is annotated as centriolin-like. The record is from RefSeq and is a predicted model, not a curated record. The transcript has a single exon. Lineage: Eukaryota; Metazoa; Chordata; Actinopteri; Pleuronectiformes; Pleuronectidae. Bases 13 to 1353 code for a protein of 446 amino acids.
UUGAAGAGUCUGAUGUCAGAAAUUGUCAUCCAGAGACAAGACAUGGAAAAUCAACUGAAGCCAGAGACUUUGUCGGAAAAGAAAGAUCUCUUGAAACUAAAAGCAGAACUGGAUCAAAAGAGAGAAGAUCUGGAAAGGAUGUCUGAGAAGAUGGACCAAGAAAAACUGGUCUUGAAUCUGAUGAGAUCUGAAAACCAGAAACAAUGUGACCUAUUACAACAAGAUGAACAAGAUAUAAAAGAGGAAAAAGACAAAUUGAAACUCACAAAGACUGAACUACAACAGAAGAAGGAACAUGUCGACAGUCUGUUGGAUGACAUAAACAGAGAGAAAAGCAACAUUAAAGAUCUGACCCUUCAGCUUCAGACACAAAGAAACACACUUGGAAAUGUCAUUGACAAGGUCACGUUAAAAGAAAAAGAACAAGAGCUCCACGAUGACACCAUCAGAAGACUGAAACUAGAACUGGAAAACAGAGAGAACAGUGUACUAACAGAAAGACAAGAACUGGAAGUUGGGAGGAAAAAUAUCAACAAGACCAAAGAAGAAGUUGAAGCUACUAUGAACAACAUCAGUGGAGAGAGAGAACGCCUCAGUCAGAUAAAGACUGACAUCAUCAGAGAGAGAGAAAUGUUUUUGAAUGAAAAGGACAAACUGGAAAGAGAAAGGUCUGAGCUGAAAAUAAGAGAACAUGAAGUCAUCAAUAAAAUGAAAGUCGUAGAAACAGUGAAAGUAAAACUUCAACAGCUAAAUAUUGAGAUUAGUGAAAUCAAAGGGAAGAUGCAAAGUUUACAACAAAACAAUGAAGAUGUACUAAUACUGUACACUGCACUGGAAGAAAGGUUCACUGAACUUGAAGGACUGAAACAAAACAUGGCUUGUUACACUGAGCUGUUGGGCAGAGACAAGGAAGGUCUGAUACAAAUACUGUCAGACAUUGUCAUCCAGAAAGAGGACUUUGAAAAUCUAUGGAAACAAAAGUUUAGGGCCGAACAACUACAUCUUGACAAACUGAAGACAGAGAUGAAGGAGGAGAGAGAAGAUCUGGAAAAAGUGAAUGAGACGAUGAACAAUUAUAAAGUGGACUUGGAGCUGAUGAGAUCUGACAUCCAGAAACAAACUGACCUAUUACAACAGAAUAAACAUUAUUUGAAAGAUGAAAGGCAGAACUUGGAAAUGACAAAAACCGAGUUACAAAAGAAGAUAAAACAUGCAGACAACCUGUUUGAUGACAUAAACAGAGAGAAAAGCAACAUUAAAGAUCUGACUCUUCAGGUUCACACACAGAGAAACAAACUUCAGAAUGUGAUGAACAUGAUUGCCUUGAAGCAAAGAGAGCAAAGUAAAGGAUAG